AUGGCUGAGAAAGAUAAUUCAACUCUUCAGAAAUGGGAUACUGAUAUUUCCACGGAAUUGGAUCUUGAAGCUGGUCCUACUAGUCCAACCAACAAUAACAUUAGAUUUGCUACUGAUGUCGAUAUUAGAGGAAGACCUGCUACAAGAGGUAACAGACGUCCAAGUUUCCAUCAUCGUUUGAGUGCAUCUUCUAUUGAAACUUCAUUGUCAAGAAAUAAAGUUGAACCAAAUGUUGCAUUACCUCCAAUUUUCAAAACCGUUUCCUAUAAAAUUGAUGAUGUUACUGAAAAUUCAAAGAAAAAACAGGACAAGAUUGAAACAUCCGCUCAAAAUCUGAAAGAUACAACUUGGCAUGUCAAAACUGUGGAGGAAGUUGCAAAUUCUCUAUCAACAGAUCCUUUCAAUGGGUUAACAACUUCCCAGUUUGAAUCAAAUUUGAAGAUUUUUGGAUAUAAUGUUCACUCUCCACCAAAGACCAACUGGACAAAGAAGUUAUUCAUGUAUUUUUUCGGUGGUUUUGGUUCCUUGUUGUUGACUGGUGGUAUUUUAUGCUGUAUUGCUUGGAAACCUUUAGGAAAUCCUAAUCCUGCUGUUGCAAAUCUUGCCUUGGGUGUGGUAUUAUUCAUUGUUUUCUUUUUGCAAGCAUUUUUCAACUUUUGGCAAGACUUCACAUCCUCAAGGGUUAUGAACUCAAUCAAUGGUAUGCUACCAAAUGACUCAAAUGUUACAAGAAAUGGCUUGAAAACUAUUGAAGAGGUCAAAAAUUUGGUUCCUGGUGAUUUGUUGUUUAUAGCUAAUGGUGACCGUCUACCAGCUGAUGUUAGAUUUGUUAAUAUUGAAGGGAAUGAUUUUGCAUUUGAUCGUUCUAUAUUGACUGGUGAGUCAAAACCUAUUGUUGCAACUACAGAACGUGAUGUUAAUGGCUCGAAUUUUUUGGAGUCACCUUGUAUUGGAUUACAAGGAACUUACUGUGUUGGUGGUUCUGGUUAUUGUAUUGUCAUUGCAACUGGUGAUAGUACUGUUUUUGGUCAAAUUGCAAAACUAUCUUCAGAGCCUAAAUCUGGGUUAUCACCUUUACAGAAAGAAAUUUUCAGAUUUGUUUUGCUAACAGUUUCAAUUAUUGUUACAUUGAUUGUUAUUAUUUGUAUUAUUUGGGGUGCCUGGUUGAAAAAAUCAUACCCAAAUUGGAUUUCAACAUCAACUUUGAUUGUGGAUUUGGUUUCCGUUGCUGUUGCUUUCAUUCCAGAAGGUUUACCAAUCGCUUUAACAACUUGUUUAAUUAUCACUGCUGGUGCUAUGAAGAAGAACAAAAUCUUGUGUAAAUCAUUAUCAGUUGUUGAAACUUUGGGAUCAGUUAGCACCAUUUGUUCAGAUAAAACUGGUACUUUGACAAAGAAUAAGAUGUUUGUAACAAGUUACUCAAUUGGGUUGGAGUCGAUGACUGAUGCAGAACUUGACGAGAAAAAAUCAUUAUUGAGUGCUGGACAAAAACAGAUGGCAUUGAUUUCCAAAUUAUGCAAUUCUGCAACUUUCAAUCCAACCACAUUGAAUAAACCAAUUAAAGAAAGAUUAAUCAAUGGUAAUGCAACAGACCAGGCAAUUUUAAGAUUUGGGGAGGAGUUAGAUCCUAAUCAUGAUUUGUCAAAAGAAUGGAUUCAAAAAGCUGAAGUGUCAUUUAACUCGAAGAACAAAUUUAUGAUUAGAUUAUUUAAAGAAACUCAAGAUACAGAAUCAAACCAUUACUCUUUAUUGAUCAAAGGUGCACCAGAUAUCUUGUUGAAGAAUUGCUUGUAUUAUAUGAAUCAAAGUGGUGAAACUGAACAAUUAGAUAAUGAUUCAAUUCAAAAAAUUCAGAAUAUUCAGCAAAAAUGGGCAAUGAAUGGUCAAAGAGUUGUUUUGUUGGCAUAUAAACCAAUUCAUAUUGCUUCAUUUAGCAAUAUUGACUUCAACUCCAAACUUAUGAAUGAUCAAUUAAUUGAGGAAUCUACCAAGGGUUUAGUUCUUGCAGGUUUAGUUGGUAUUACAGAUCCUCCAAAAGAUGAUAUUGCAGAAGUUGUUGAAACUUUGAAGCACGCUGGUAUUAAGUUUUGUAUGGUUACUGGUGACUUUGAACUUACUGCUGUUGCUAUUGCCAAAAUGUGUGGUAUUGUUUCAGAAAAUGCACAUAUUCAAAACGUUGAUAAUUUAGAUGUCAAUUAUCCUGUGGCUGAUCCUUCGAAAACAAAAUUAUGUGAUCGUAUAGAAACAAAAGGGGCAAUCUCAAUUAGUGGUCCUUCAUUAGAAUUUUUGAAUGAAAAUCAAUGGGAGCAUUUGACAACAUUUGAAGAGAUUGUGUUUGCUAGAACAACACCUGAACAAAAAUUAAGAAUUGUGGAACAAUUUCAGAAAAGAUCACAUAUUGUUGGAAUGACUGGGGAUGGUGUUAAUGAUGCUCCAUCUUUGAGACAGGCUGAUAUUGGUAUUGCUAUGGCUGAAGGAUCUGAUAUUGCAAAAGAAGCAUCUGACUUGGUUUUGUUGGAAUCAUUUGCUUCCAUGGUUACUGCAUUGAAAUACGGUCGUCUAGUUUUCGAAAAUUUAAAGAAAACUGUUGUUUAUCUUUUACCAGCUGGUACUUAUGGUGAAUUAUGGCCUGUUUUGUUAAAUGUUAUCUUUGGUUUACCUCAAAUAUUGUCAUCAUUCUGUAUGAUCAUCAUUUGUUGUUUAACAGAUUGUGCUGGUGCUAUAACAUUGGCUUAUGAAGCGCCAGAAAAGAACUUGCUAGAAAAAAAACCGAGAAGUGUUACUGGUAAUAGACUGGUUAAUCUCAAUUUGUUGCUGCAUUCAUACUUUACCAUCGGUACUUAUUAUUGUUUUGUUUCUUCGUUGGUUGCUUUCUUAUACUUCAAGUCUAAAGGUGUUCCAUUUAAUGUUUUGUCAUUGUCAUAUGGUGAAUUUCCACCAGAAUAUAGUUCAAAAAGAAUUAGUGAACUAACAAACGUUGCUUCUUCAAUAUAUUUCAUUACAUUGGUCAUCAUGCAAUUCUUCAACCUCUUUGCCACAAGAACUAGAUACUUGAGUAUAUUUCAACAGAAACCAAUCAUGGAUAAAAAUACUUCAAAUUAUGCCAUUUUAAUUGCUAUAUGUUUUGCACUUGGGGUCACCUUUUUCUUCAACUAUAUUCCAUGGUUCCAAAAUGUCUUAAAUACAGCACAUGUUCCAGUUAAAUAUUACUUUAUUGCUUUUGGUUUCGGAAUGGUUGUUUUGAUUUAUGAUGAGUUAAGAAAAACUAUUGUGAGAAAGUAUCCAAAUUGUGUUUUGGCUAGAUUAGCUUGGUGA
Messenger RNA from Hansenula anomala, 3315 nucleotides. Its product is annotated as cation-translocating P-type ATPase. The transcript is spliced from 2 exons. The coding region runs from base 1 to 3315 and encodes 1104 amino acids. Gene Ontology annotation, cellular component: membrane. NCBI's taxonomy places the organism in Eukaryota, Fungi, Ascomycota, Saccharomycetes, Phaffomycetales, Wickerhamomycetaceae. Gene Ontology annotation, biological process: intracellular potassium ion homeostasis; intracellular sodium ion homeostasis; potassium ion import across plasma membrane. Gene Ontology annotation, molecular function: ATP binding; ATP hydrolysis activity; P-type sodium:potassium-exchanging transporter activity. The record is from RefSeq and is a predicted model, not a curated record.